GGGGAAUUUCGGUGUCAUAAUCAAAAGAUUUGGUAUACUAGAAAUUUAAAAUGGAUUGUUUCGAACGAAUGGAAACAUGGAGAACAGGAGGUGUGAAGGAACAGCUGGUGAUUCAGUGAUGGUGGUUACAGACAACUAAUGAAUUGUAGGAAUUGAAACACAGACAGAAUGGAGGAUGAAGAUGAUCACACUUACAUCAAUGAUCCCGAGAGAGCUUUGCAGUCUCUGUGGAAGUGUGAAACAUGCACUUUCCUUAAUGAAGGAACAGAGUCUGACUGUUUUGUUUGUGAGAAACCAAGGCAGUCCCCUCCGUCAGAGUCCUCUCCCACUCAGGCUUCAUUGUCAGCGUCGUCAGAGAAUUAUAACUCUACCUCAGUGAAGAAACCAAACCCUUCAAAGAGAAGCGUGAGCAGUACUAGCCAGCGUAUCACUGAGAUAGAUAACAGUUUGGGGGAUUGGGUGAAGGUUGAUGGGGAGGAUAUUCCAAGUCAAUGUCCAUGUCCUUCUCUGAGGCAGUCAACCUCCUCGCCGGCUAAGUCCCUUGAGACGGACUUGACCGUGGUCACGGACAGGGCCUGCGGUCAACCAAACUGUCCUGGAGAGUCUAGGGACAGUCCAGAUGUCAUCCGAGAUGUGAACUGUGAAAGAGAACUGUCGUCCACAGAAAGCACAGUAAGCUUUGACAAAAAAGUCAACUCUAACAGAAAAGACGAGAAAAUAUGGAACUGUUCACGAUGUCGUCUUGGAAACAUGGGAACAUUGACUCACUGUCUGAACUGUGGAACCGUGAAGGGACAGGACAAAGAUCUGAGGUCAGGGAGUAGAGCUAAAGUACAGAAGAGUUACAGUGAACGAUCGGCAGAUGACGGGAAAGUUAAACACCGUGUUCACACACAUAAGUCCGACACGCACAUGUGCAGUUCCUGUGGUGGUGUGAAGGCUCCCAAGAGCUACAGGAAGAAAUCCCCGACGAAUGUUGAGAAACACGGGUCAGACUCUUGUCUCAACAGCCCUCAAACUUUACCCGGAGACGUGUGGGUGUGUAAGAGAUGCACCCUGAAAAAUGAGGGAUCAAGAUCAAACUGUGAUGUGUGUGGAAGCCCCAGAAAAUCCAGUUCUCCAAUUGAUAUUCCUGACAAUCAGAAAUCCAAGACUGCUCACGGAAGGGAAGAGAAAAGUGAGCCUGUCCAGCGUUCAUCUAGUAGUAAUUCUGACCGGUCAUCUUGUAGCAAUGGUCGCAUCACCCCAAAAAGUACUGAUUCCAAACGCUCUGAUAGUUCAACUAGUUCCCCAGUACCAGUGAGAAGUCAAGAAAGUCCUAAGGCAGAUCAGUUUAUAGAUGAGACCAUUGAUGAAGAAUGGAAGUGUGAAAAAUGCAGAUUUCCUAAUAAUCCGUCCUCUCAGCACUUCUGCUCAAAGUGCAAAGUUCCACGACCUAAUAUCGAGAGGAGAAACUUUCCUUUUAACCCAAUUGAGGCUGUAAAACACCUGAUAAAAGGAAAUGCCAAGCCUGGACGAUCUCCAACACCCACCAGUUCAGCAGGAAAUGGAUCUCACAGUGAAAGCCCAAGCCCCAGUCCUAAACCCCAGAGCUCUGGGGGUUCGGAUCAGGAGGAAGCUGGUGGUAAAAGUGGCAAGUCGAGUCCUGAGAAUGCUGUCUCAGACUGGUGCUGCCCAAAGUGCACCCUCGUCAACAAUAAAGACAUGACCAAGUGUGCAGCAUGUAACAGUGACAAACCCCUGUCCCCAAAGCCAAAGGAGAGCCAAAUCUGGGUGUGUUCUGUAUGUACUUUAGUAAACCCCCUGGACGCGAAACUCUGUAAUGCCUGCGGUAAAAGUCGCAAAGGUAAGAGCUCCAGUCCACAUCAGCAUGCAAGUGGAGGAAAACCUCGUCAUUCCGGUCACAUGACAGUGACUGGGGCAAAGGACAGACAGACAGUUCCCAUGGAUAGCCAGGGGAGACGACUCCAGCUGGCUAAAGAUGGUUCCGGUCGCCUGUUUGCCUCUGAUUCUCAGUUCAGUUUGUUACCAUUUCCAUCGCUUCAGCGUGGUGAGAGCCUGCACAUGGACAUUGUGAGAAAGCUACUGGAGGACGAUGCUUUGGAGAAGUGGCAGUACAUUGUACGAUUCUGCAAGCGGAGUGGUGAGAGAUUCAUAGAUGACGAAUUCCCCCCGUUGGAAGCCUCACUGUCAUUUGAUGCUGCUAAUCCUGUCACAGCAGGUCCUGUCCAGUGGCUCAGACCAGAACAAAUCUCACCCGAGUCUGCCGGAGAAAGGAGUAUAGAGUGGAAAGUCUACAGAACGCCUCUACCCUCAGAUAUAUCACAGGGCAUCUUAGGCAACUGCUGGUUUCUGAGUGCACUGGCAGUGUUGGCAGAGCGACCGGAGCUCGUGGAGAACAUAAUACUGACCAAACAGUAUUGUUCUCAGGGGGCGUAUCAGGUGCGGCUGUGUAAAGACGGCGCCUGGAGAACUGUGCUUAUUGAUGAUCUCUUUCCUUGUGAUCUCAAUGGCAAACUUGUCUUCUCAAAGGCACACAGGAAGCAGUUGUGGGUACCAUUGAUAGAGAAGGCCCUGGCCAAGUUACAUGGUUCCUAUGAAUCCCUGAUCGCUGGGAAGUCUAUAGAAGGUCUGUCCACCUUGACAGGUGCCCCCUGUGAGAGUAUCCAGUUGCAGGCCUACACCCAGCGGGAUGAGGAGAUUGACCCUGAGCUAAUUUGGGCAAGGCUUCUCAGUUGUAGAGAAUUUGGGUUCCUGAUGGGAGCAUCUUGUGGGGGAGGGAACAUGGUAAUCAACAAGAUAGAGUAUGAGAACCUGGGUCUGCGUCCUCGUCACGCCUACUCUAUCCUGGAUGUGAAGAGUGUGGAGGGCUACAGACUGGUACGUUUACGUAACCCUUGGGGUCAGUUCUCCUGGCAGGGUGACUGGUCUGAUCUCUCCGCCCACUGGAAUAAGGUCAGUCCUGCUGCGCGUGAGGAGAUGAUGUUACACGGGGAUAGCGAGGGUAUCUUCUGGAUGGCUUUUGAGGACAUGCUCAAGUAUUUUGAUUCCAUAGAUGUGUGUAAGAUAAGGCAGGACUGGAAUGAGUCAAGAAUUCAUGGGACAUUCCCAAACAAUGCUGGGGAACCCAUCAGUGUGGUCAUGCUAACUGUCUACAUUCCUGUUGAGGUGGAAGUUGGACUCUUCCAAGAGGGGUUCAGGGAGAAGGACAGUAGCGCUGUGGACCUGUGCAUCCUUGUGUUACGUGCUACUAACCAUGAGAACCAGUCUGUGGGGCGCCUGAUCGCCCACAGCAGGAGACAAGUCCGUAGCUUCAUCUGGUGCAGCAUGCUCUUAGAGCCUGGCCAGUAUAUUGUGUUGGGUACAGCCUUCAACCAUUGGCAGACCGGGACCCGUCAGCAUGACUAUGUUCUAUCAGUACACAGCCCUAAGGCGGUGAUGGUAGAGCAGCUGUCAGCUGGGAACAGUCGCACAUUCCAGUACGUCCUGGCUGAUGCCAUUAUCCAGCUGACCAUGGCCAAGGGUACACGCCAUGAGGGUCGGCAGGGCAUGACAGCAUAUUACCUGACACAUGGGUGGGCAGGGCUUGUAGUUGUUGUGGAGAACCGACGUCCCGAUAACGGCCUUCAGUUUCGUUGUGAUUGUUCAGACAGCUUUAAUGUCACAUCAACACGGAAAGAUUUUGUGACAGCUGAUUAUGUCCCCCCAUUACACAGACAAGUCCUGGUGGUCCUCUCCCACCUGGAGGGUACAGAUGGGUAUGCCAUAUCGCACCGUCUCCUCCACCGCCCCUCCUCCACAAAUGACGUCGGGGACUGGGGCCCGUCAGGUGUAUGUCAUUACCCGCCCCUGACGGAGGAGGUGGCAGGACUACACAUGCCGAGACCUUUAUGAUGAUGAUGACAGUGUAGUAGUAAGGGAGGGUGUAACCCUACAGAGUGUAACAUCACCAUCUUAAGGAUGUAGUCGUAUUUUGACUUGACUUGACCAUGAAAUGGUAUACAGUGUACCCCUAUAUGUUGAAGGAAUAUUAUACUAGUAUUAGAUGUUGUCAAUUUUAUUAUGUAUAUCAUAUUUGUUCCAUGUAAAUCUGGAUUUGUUUAUUAUGUUGUGCAAAGUUUUAUCUCCCUCCAUGACAUGUAUGUAAUACAUAUGAAUUGUUGUCAUGUUCUGUGUUCUCACAUUAUUUGACCGUGCAUUUGAAUUUAAAGGAAUCUCAACAGUGCUAUAAAGCAUAUAUGUGUGCUGUUGAAAUGCUGCAUCCACGUCACUUCACUAGACACCAAUCUUUAUACUCUUACACGUCCCAUGGAAUGACAUGGAGAUUUUCUUGUGUUCAGGGGCCACUUUUGUUUAGAUUUGAGUCAUCAUUGCCACGACAACCAGCAGUGUUGAAAUUAUGCCCUGCAGUGCUAUGUUGUUAAUCUGCGGAAAAUAUAAUUUCAUUUUUAAAUAAAAUGCUUAUUUUUUGUGAAAUUGCUUUAUGUUUAAAAGCUUUUGGUCAAUCAGGAACUAGUUUGAGUGUAUUCUGAUUUCAUUCCAGAUGGAAGAUUUGAAUUCCAGACCAGAUCAGAUAUGCAUGUCACAUGUACACAUCUUUUCUCACAUGGUCCAUGGCAAAUUCAAAAGU
Messenger RNA from Liolophura sinensis, 4630 nucleotides. Its product is annotated as calpain-15-like. Lineage: Eukaryota; Metazoa; Mollusca; Polyplacophora; Chitonida; Chitonidae. Gene Ontology annotation, cellular component: cytoplasm. Bases 169 to 3894 code for a protein of 1241 amino acids. The record is from RefSeq and is a predicted model, not a curated record. Gene Ontology annotation, molecular function: calcium-dependent cysteine-type endopeptidase activity. The transcript has 13 exons. Gene Ontology annotation, biological process: proteolysis.